AUGUCGCUGAACGUGGGUAAUGUAGGCAAUCUGCCUCUUCGCCUGCGCAAUUUCUUCGCUCGUUACCCUCCACAGAUUUACUCCGCGCUCGUUGCAUCCCGUCCGACUGCCCCCGAAGGUGAAGCUUCCCAACAGACCCUUCCGUCACCGUAUACCCCCGACCGUGAUGCCAAAGGUGCCCACAAGCCCGAUCCUACUGCCUUCUCUCCUGCGAAGGCUCUUCUGACCAACAAUGCUGAAACCCGCAACCCGUUCCUGCCACAAAAGAUCUUCCGCACCGGCAAGUGGCUUGGUCCGCGAUACGGACUCCGACAACAGGCGGAUCUGGUGAAAUUGGCAGCGAAAUACAACGUGGAGGAGCUUCUUCCUCCUGGAAGAAAGUCAACAGAAUUCAAGGCUGCACGCUUGGCUGAGCGUGGUCUCCGUAUCAAGGGUACCGGUAUAGGCCAGAAGGUCAAGGGUCACAAGUGGGAGCGCACAAUGGAGGCCAGGCUCGAGGAUCGUCGCAAGGCGAUGGUGGAGAUGCCGGAGAUGAUCAGAUUGUGGAAGCAGAGAGGUCAUGGUCGUGGUUGGCGCCAGUGGCCCAAGCGGUAA
Molecule: messenger RNA, 594 nt
Organism: Penicillium odoratum
Lineage: Eukaryota; Fungi; Ascomycota; Eurotiomycetes; Eurotiales; Aspergillaceae
Product: mitochondrial 54S ribosomal protein mL59
Exons: 2
Coding region: 1-594 (197 amino acids)
Cellular component (GO): mitochondrial large ribosomal subunit
Molecular function (GO): structural constituent of ribosome
Source: RefSeq, a predicted model, not a curated record